This is a messenger RNA of Pelecanus crispus (Dalmatian pelican), 1522 nucleotides long. The record is from RefSeq and is a predicted model, not a curated record. Lineage: Eukaryota; Metazoa; Chordata; Aves; Pelecaniformes; Pelecanidae.
AUUAUGCUGCUCGAAGUAUUCCUGGUUCUGGGGACAGUCAUCAUCUACUUCUUACUUUCCAAGAAGAAAGAAGAGACGUUACCCUUCAAAGAGGGAUGGUGGGGCAAGGGACAAAAGCCUGACACUGAAGAAGAUACAACUGUUCGGCCAUUUAAGGUGGAAACCACAGAAGAAGAGCUGAGUGACUUAUUUAGGAGGCUUGACCAGGCUCGAUUCACUGAGCCACUGGAGAACAGUUGCUUCCAUUAUGGGACUAACUCAGUGUAUCUCAGGAAGGUUGUCUCCUACUGGAAAAACCAGUUCAACUGGAAGAAACAAGUUGAAGUCCUCAACAAAUACCCACAAUUCAAAACUAAGAUUCAAGGCAUUGAUAUCCAUUUUGUUCACGUAAAGCCUCCUCGUUUGCCUGAAGGCCAGUCUGCAAAACCAUUAUUAAUGGUUCAUGGUUGGCCUGGCUCGUUUUACGAGUUUUACAAAAUCAUCCCUCUCCUGACGGAUCCUGCCAGCCAUGGCCUCAGUGAUGAACACAUUUUUGAAGUCAUUUGCCCAUCUAUCCCUGGUUAUGGUUUCUCAGAAGCACCCCACAAAAAAGACUUUAAUUCUGUAAGUGCCGCUUCUGUUUUUUAUGAAUUGAUGCUCAGACUGGGAUUCAAUGAGUUCUACGCACAAGGUGGUGACUGGGGCUGGCUCAUCUGCACCAACCUGGCCCAGAUAGCUCCCAACCAUAUGAAAGGUCUCCAUUUAAAUCUAGUCUCAGUUACAAACAUGGGAUUCACUCACCUGCUCUCCUUUCUGCUGGGCCGCUAUCUUCCAGGGCUCUUCGGUUUCCAGGAUGAAGAUGUUAGGCGGAUGUUUCCCUUCUUGAAAAAAAUGCUCUACAGGAUCUUGUUGGAGUCUGGCUACGCUCACAUGCAGGCUACAAAGCCUGAUACUGUUGGCUGUGGUUUGAAUGACUCUCCUGUAGGACUGGCCGCAUACAUCUUGGAGAAGUUUUCUACAUGGACUGAUAUAGAAUUCCAUAAUUUAGAGGAUGGAGGAAUAGAGAGGAAGUUUAACCUGGAUGAUCUGCUCACCAAUAUCAUGAUCUACUGGGUGUCAGGCUGUAUAGUCUCCUCUAUGCGUUUCUACAAAGAAAAUUUGCAGAAGGGGAUAGGCACACAAAAACAUGAAAGGCUUACAGUACAAGUACCUACUGGCAUUGCCUCCUUCCCUAAUGAAGUCAUGCACACACCCCAGGCUUGGGCCCAGAAGAAAUACACCAACAUAGUUUCCUUCCAUUUCAUGCCUCGAGGUGGCCACUUUGCAGCUUUGGAGGAACCUGAACUUCUUGCUGAAGAUAUCCUGCAAUUUGUUGGGAAAGUAGAGAAAGAGCAACUUUGGAGAAAGAAAGGAGAAUGACUCUCCUCACAAACAGCAGGGUAAUUGCUUAUAGCUUAGCACAUGUACAGGCCUUACUAAGCCUACUGUAAUCCAUGUAAUUAGAUCUUAUUCUUGACCAGAUGUGAGGGAGGACAGCAAGAAA